GUCCCUAGCUCAAGUGCCAAAUUACACCAAAUUACACGUUGAGUCAUUAUUUUCAAAAAUUAAUUCGGACCAUACUUAUAUUGUAUUUUCUUCACUCCCGGAGUCCCUAAUAUGCAUAAAAUGACUAUUUUACCCUUUUAUUUCAUUUUGAUAUAAGUUCUUCUUCUAUUCCACCUGCGCACCAUCAUCCUCAACCCCUCGUUCUCCCUCUCCCUCUCUAUCUUCCUUUCUCUUUCUACACAUCUGUUGAAGGACGGAAAACUUGAAGACUAGAAUCGUCACCGGAAAACUGGAACAAUCACCGAAAAUAUGUUGAAGAACGCCUCAUUCGCCUUUCUCUUUAUGUCCAGAAAUCCAAGCCCCAACCCCGCUGGUGAUGAAGCACCUCAUCCUCUUGAGCAAAUUUAUCUCAAUAGAUGAUUUGAUUUAUGAGUUUCAUCUGAUUCGAUUUACAUCGGACGACCACCAUAUCAUCUAUCUCCCUCUCUCUUCACCACUGAUAGUGGUCUUGUGGUUCUGACUUCUAGAUUUCAACUAUACUACCAUGAUUCCCGUCGGAGAUGGAGGUCAAUGGCUGGCCGGAGAGUGGAGGUCUCUAGAUGCAUCUCCUCCUUCACUUCGGAAAAAUGAGAUUCACAGUCACCGGCGACAAAGAGGACAGCACAGGCUUCUAUCUCUGUUCCUCUUUUCUGAUUUGAAAGUUAUGGAUGUGGAAGAAGUAACAGAGAAGGGAAAGAGACACAAGGGGAAGCAUGACAAGCCAAAGCCAUGGGAUGAUGAGACUGUUGAUCACUGGAAGGUGGAAAAGUUUGACCCUUCUUGGAAUGAAGGCGGUUUACUUGAAGUCAGCUCUUUCUCUACUCUCUUCCCUCAAUACAGAGAGAAGUAUUUGCAGGAAGCUUGGCCUAUCGUGAAAGGUGCACUGAAAGAACAUGGGAUUUCAUGUGAGCUGGAUUUGGUGAAAGGGUCGAUGACUGUUUCCACAACUAGAAAGACAAGGGAUCCAUAUAUCAUAGUGAAAUCUAGGGAUCUGAUUAAACUCUUGUCACGAAGUGUCCCUGCACCUCAGGCCAUUAAGGUUUUAAAUGAUGAAAUGCAAUGUGACAUCAUCAAGAUUGGAGGUUUAGUCCGAAAUAAGGAAAAAGUUGUGAAACGAAGGCAGCGGCUGGUUGGGCCCAAUUCGUCCACUCUGAAGGCACUGGAGAUUUUGACAGGCUGCUAUAUUCUUGUUCAGGGAAACUCGGUGGCUUCAAUGGGUUCAUUUAAAGGAUUGAAACAAGUAAGGAGGAUAGUAGAAGAAUGCAUGUUAAAUAAAAUGCAUCCCUUGUACAACAUCAAAGUGCUGAUGAUGAGGAGAGAUCUUGCAAGCAAUCCAGAACUUGCAAAUGAGAAUUGGGAUAGGUUUCUUCCCAAGUUCAAAAAGAAAAAUGUGAAACAAAAGAAGGUUAAGAGUAAAGAGAAGAAAGAAUAUACACCUUUCCCACCACCCCCACAGCCAAGCAAGAUUGACAUGCAACUAGACAGCGGUGAAUACUUUUUAAGUGACAAAAAGAAGUCUGCAAAGAAAUGGCAAGAAAGACAGGAAAAACAGGCUGAAAAAAUUGCUGAAAACAAGAGGAAGCGGGAAGAAGCAUUUAAGCCUCCAGAGGAAGCCCGAAAACAAGAGGAUGAUAAAAUUAAAAAUGACAAGGAAGACAUUGCUGCAAUUACUACAUCCUUGAAGAAAAAAGCCAAGGAGUUGGGAAAUCGAAAAUCAGCUGAUAGCAUCGAUGAUGCAGAGAUGUAUAUUGCAGCAUCUAAGAAAAAAUCCAAGAGCAACAAGUAGUGUCGGUUUAUUUAAUGUUUUUCAUCUUCCAUCAACUCAACUUAACUUUAUUGGACAUCACAACUUUUGGAGGUGAUAGAUUGUAUUUUUCUGUCUAAGAUUGAUUAAUAACUUUAUGAUCGUUUAUUAGAUAGUGACCAAAAGUCUUGAAUUUCGACAUGGUAACUG
Molecule: messenger RNA, 1993 nt
Organism: Lactuca virosa
Lineage: Eukaryota; Viridiplantae; Streptophyta; Magnoliopsida; Asterales; Asteraceae
Source: the annotation of a GenBank genome assembly